CCAAAAACCCUCUGUUUGUCCCUCUCUGCUGCUGCUUGGCCUGCUCUACCAUUUUGCUUAGCUACCUUAUCUUCUUCUUCCUCUUCGUCUUCCUCUAAAACCCAGAACAAUGCCAAACCAAGACUCACCAAAACCCACCGAGUCUCCACUCAAAGACCAAGAAAGCGACCAAAACCCCGACCCAGAUGAGGAAAAAGAGAAUCUCUCCUCAGACUCAGAGUCCGAGUACGACUCGGACGAGUCAUCCGAGUACGAAGGAGAAGGAGGUGGCGGUGGUGGUGAAGCUGACGACACACUCAACUAUAUCCGACCCGGCGAAGAACUACCCGAGUCCGAUAACACACCCGACGUGAACGUGAAGCUGUUCUCGCAGGUCCUCCAGGGCAAGAGGGUGAGGCGAAGGCAAGAGGAGGAGGACAAAAGCUACGUUUUUUACGAGGACCUCUUUGAUUUUCCGGAGGACCCGGAGGAUUGGAGAGAGGAGGACUUGAAGGAGCUAUGGGGGGAUGCUCCAUUGGAGAUGACCAAACCCGGCUGGGACCCGGUUUGGGCUGAUGAGGAGGAGUGGGACAUUGUCAGGGAGGAGAUUAAGGCCGGCAAAGACCCGCCCAUUGCUCCGUUUUACAUCCCCUACCGGAGGCCUUACCCAGCUAUACCGGAUGACCAUCAUGACAUUUCCAAUCCCAAAGCUGUGAUUGAAGAGUUGGAUAGGAUUGAGGAGUUUCUCAAAUGGGUUAGCUAUGUUUUCCCUGAUGGAAGCUCGUAUGAGGGCACUGUGUGGGAUGACUUGGCUCAUGGAAAAGGAGUUUAUGUUGCCGAACAGGGACUGGUCAGGUAUGAAGGUGAAUGGCUUCAAAAUAACAUGGAGGGUCAUGGGGUUGUUGAAGUCGAUGUACCUGAUAUAGAGCCUAUUCCGGGUUCCAAGCUUGAAGCAGAAAUGCGUGCUGAGGGGCACAUAAUAUCGAGAGAUUAUAUGACCCCAGAAGACAAGGAAUGGCUGGAGAUGGAUAUCGAAGACAGCAUUCGUCAAGCAGGGGGGCAAUAUGAAGUACCCUUUUAUGAAAGAGAUGACUGGAUCACACAAUUUGGGAGGAAACCGGAGAAAGGUCGAUAUCGUUAUGCUGGACAGUGGAAGCAUGCCAGAAUGCACGGAUGUGGUGUAUAUGAAGUCAACGAGCGCCCCAUCUAUGGUAGGUUCUAUUUUGGGGAGCUAUUGGAGGAUUCUACUGGUUGUGAUGAGGAUGUCUCAGCGCUGCAUGCUGGUAUUGCAGAAGUGGCUGCUGCUAAGGCUCGGAUGUUUGUGAACAAGCCUGAUGGAAUGGUCAGGGAAGAGAGGGGCCCGUAUGGUGAUCCUCAACAUCCUUAUUUCUAUGAAGACGAAGAUGUUUGGAUGGCACCAGGCUUCAUAAACCAGUUUUAUGAAGUCCCUGAUUAUUGGAAAACUUAUGUGCAUGAGGUCGAUGAAGAAAGGGAAAUGUGGUUGAACUCCUUCUAUAAAGCUCCAUUGAGGAUACCUAUGCCUGCUGAGCUUGAAUACUGGUGGUCAAAGGAUGAGACUCCUGAAUUUGUUCUAGUCAACAAGGAACCAGAGCCUGAUCCUGCCGACCCAUCAAAGCUUGUAUAUACUGAAGAUCCCCUAAUCCUACACACACGAACUGGACGGUUAAUCAACUAUAUCUAUGAUGAAAAGUAUGGGGUUCGCUUAUUUUGGCAGCCGCCUCUGAAAGAAGGGGAAGAUGUCGACCCAAAGAAGGCGCAGUUCCUACCACUUGGUUUUGAUGAGUUCUAUGGAAAAAAUAUUGGUGUGAAGAAACAAAACUUUUGGAUGCGUCUUGUAUCAGGCGUGGAAAAUGCAUGCAAGCCUGUUUUGGAUAAAGUAGAGAAAUGGACUGAAGAGAAGAGGAAAGCUAGUGAGAUGAAGAUGAAGCUGAUUGAAAAAGAACUUGAACUUAUAGAGGCUGAGCUGCGACUGGAAGAGGUCAUUGAGGAUAUGGAUGAGGAGUUGAAGAGGAGAGAGAAAGAGGAGGAGAAGGUGGAAAUGGGUUUGCAGAAGGAAGAAGAUACUUCUGCAUUGGCUAACCAAGAUGAGAAACCCUUAGUUGAAGAGGAUGAAGAGGAGGAGGAAGAAGAAGAUGAGGAUGAUGUUGCACCAUCAAGUUUUGGGUCUGUAACGGCAGAUCAGGAUGCUACUAAAAAUGGUCAGAAGGGAAACAAACCUGGGAAAUCUCCAUUUUCUACAUCUUCAUUGGCAUUUGCUUCAAGUAGCUUCGUCUCUGGAGUUCCAUCCAGGCUACAGCAAUCGUUUUUGUCAUGGAAAGAUAGUAGACCAAUGCCAAAGGCAGCUAUUUCCUCAUGUAGUGAAGCCUCUAGUUCCCUCUUGAAAGCAGUUGAUUCAGUCAUUUUCCCUCCAGUGGUUGGCCCAAAAGUAAACUUGAAAGCCACAAGACAACGACACUUUAACUUCCAAGCCAAAACCUCCUCAAAUGGGAGGCUAUGUCGGCUGAGGCCCAUAUCUCAAAUAUGCUCACCUCAUUCAGCUUCUAUGAAUACCAGAAUAAGCCCAAAAGAGUCGAGAUCAAGAAACCAUAGGUGGCCGCAUGCAGCACCAGAGAGGGAAUCAGACAGUAUUCUGUCUUUCCACACCCCAGUGAAUUAUUUUGAACCACAUGAAGAAACUAUACAUGGUGAGCCGCUCUCUCCCUUGUUAACAUAAUACUUGGUACUCUAAGACGUUGAAAGACGGUCAAUUUUGUAAGCGCCACAUUCUUUUUCUAGCUAAAUUUUAUAAGUAUACUCGACGCUCUCCCUCCAAACCCCAAAAAAAAGAAAAAGAAAAAAGAGGAAAUGAAGAUAAAGAUGCUUUGAGUUCAAAUGUCUUGUACGCGUCGUGAAGAGGGCAAGAGUGUAUGUGUAGUGACAUUUUCAUUGUUAUUGUAUUUUGUAAUUCUUAAUUUUAUUGUAUCUGAAUCUCAUUUGGAUGAAUAAGGAUAUUGGAGGAAGGUUAAUGUAACUCUUAUUUCUAU
This is a messenger RNA of Prunus persica (peach), 3023 nucleotides long. RefSeq names its product protein TIC 100. Lineage: Eukaryota; Viridiplantae; Streptophyta; Magnoliopsida; Rosales; Rosaceae. The record is from RefSeq and is a predicted model, not a curated record. The transcript has 11 exons. Gene Ontology annotation, cellular component: cytosol. Bases 110 to 2713 code for a protein of 867 amino acids.